This is a messenger RNA of Drosophila obscura, 1722 nucleotides long. It is a transcript of the gene idc, whose product is annotated as zinc finger protein 578. The record is from RefSeq and is a predicted model, not a curated record. Gene Ontology annotation, molecular function: RNA polymerase II cis-regulatory region sequence-specific DNA binding; zinc ion binding; DNA-binding transcription factor activity. Lineage: Eukaryota; Metazoa; Arthropoda; Insecta; Diptera; Drosophilidae. The coding region runs from base 85 to 1602 and encodes 505 amino acids. Gene Ontology annotation, biological process: regulation of transcription by RNA polymerase II. The transcript is spliced from 5 exons. Gene Ontology annotation, cellular component: nucleus.
GUAUUCUUGUGUUGUGUGGUACAAGGUAUAUAGGUAGCACAAGAUAACUUGUUUAUUUUAUUGAUUUUAAAACAAUUGGACAAAAUGCGCGACACAGAACCAAUGGCUGUUGCACCGCGACAAAACUGGAUUGUGUGCCGGCUGUGCCUGACGCAGCCCAAGGAGCCCAUGUCCAGCAUUUUCAGCGAUGAUGCGACGAAGGAUGUGACAAACAUGAUCAAGAAAUGUGGCGGUGUGCCAAUCAAGAAGUUCGAUCACUUUCCGGAUAAAAUAUGCACCAGAUGCCUCAAGGUGCUGCACAUCUCGUACAGAUUUCGCCAGACCUGCCAGACGGCGUACAAGCACCUCCAAAAGUUUGUGGGCCCCAUCGAGGUGGAGCUAAAGACGGACGACGAUUCGCAAAAUGCAGCGCUAGAAGCUCCAGUGGCCGAAGAGGAGGAUGAGGAGGUGGUCGAGGGCCACUAUGAGCAAAUCGAAGAAAAUAUGCCAACCACCAAUGAGCUGGUCGAGGCGCAAGCCUUUGCCGACGACAUGGAGGAGGGCAUUUUGGUGGAGCUCGAGAAGGAGGAGAGCGUGCACGUGAAGAGCGAGCAGGUCGAGGAGGACGGCAUUAUUGAGGAGCUAUACGAUGUCUACGAUUCCUACGACGGCGAGGGCGACAUUGUCACAGAAGGCAUCUACGAACAGGAACAGGAGCAGGAGAUGGUCGAGCAUUCGCUGUCUGGCCUCUCGGCGGACAUUGAGUAUCUGGAGCAUGUCGAGCAGGAGCAGGAACAAGAACAGGAUCAGGAUCAACUGACGGAGAGCGCCAACGAAGACGAGGUGGAAGAUACAAACUCAGCCGAAGAGGAAUUCCUGCCCAGUAAACCACUGCGUGGGCUAGCACCCAAACGACGUGUCAACACCCGCGCCAAGGCAGCCACAGCAACGAUCACUUCACCAGCCACCUCCAGGGUGAGUGUUCGUGGCAAUCCGUUGAAGAUAAAACGUGGCAACAACGACACAGUCACCAUGGGCGAGGCGACCAUCACAAUUGGCGAUGCUCUGGUGCGCAAACAUGGCAUCAAAACGAAGGGUGGCCACAAAAUCCUCAUCGGCGACAAGAAGGAGUUCAAGUACAUCUGCGACAUUUGCGGCAAUAUGUAUCCCUCGCAGAGUCGCCUCACCGAGCACAUUAAAGUCCAUUCGGGUGUGAAGCCACACGAGUGCGAAAUCUGCGGUCAUUGCUUUGCCCAGGCCCAACAGCUGGCGCGUCACAUGAAUACGCAUACAGGGAAUCGGCCGUACAAGUGCAGCUAUUGUCCGGCCGCCUUUGCAGAUCUCUCCACGCGCAACAAGCAUCACAGAAUCCACACCAAUGAGCGUCCGUACGAGUGCGAUGUGUGCCACAAGACAUUCACCUAUACAAACACGCUCAAGUUCCACAAGAUGAUACAUACAGGCGAGAAGCCACACGUCUGCGAGAUUUGCGGCAAAGGCUUCCCGCAGGCAUAUAAACUGCGUAACCAUCGUGUGGUGCAUCAAAAACGUGGCUCCAACAGAGAUACUGUCGCUAACCUGAUGCCCUAUGAUACGGCCAACAUUGUUGGCAUCGAGAUGUAGAUGUUGAUGGUGGGGGACAUCUAAUCAAAAGCUUGCAAGAUUAAACAUAUAAAGUUGUAAUUACAAAUCUAAAUAUAUUAAGAAUCUUAAGUUUAUCCUAAUUAUGCGGAAAUAAAUUAA